Molecule: messenger RNA, 774 nt
Organism: Chrysochloris asiatica (Cape golden mole)
Lineage: Eukaryota; Metazoa; Chordata; Mammalia; Afrosoricida; Chrysochloridae
Gene: JOSD2
Product: Josephin domain containing 2
Exons: 5
Coding region: 208-774 (188 amino acids)
Biological process (GO): protein deubiquitination
Molecular function (GO): cysteine-type deubiquitinase activity
Source: RefSeq, a predicted model, not a curated record
CGUUCCCUUGGAAGCCUGCGUAUCCGCGGGAGCCGCCGGAAAUCGUAGUCCGGCGCGCGGAGGCUGCCGGGAGCUGCAGUCUGUCCCGUCUGCCCAGUCAGCGCCGUGCUGCCCGCCCGGUGCUCGGAGUCCGGAGCCGCCGCCCAGGGGGAUGCCGAGGCCCCUGACCCAGGGGAGCAGAGAGGCAGGCAGGGAGCCGAGGACGGCAUGUCCCAGGCCUCGGCAGCUCGGGAGAGCCCACCGUCUGUGUACCACGAGCGACAGCGACUGGAACUGUGUGCCGUCCACGCGCUCAACAACGUUCUGCAGCAGCGCCUCUUCAGCCAGGAGGCUGCGGAUGAGAUCUGCAAGAGGUUGGCACCAGACUCCCGGCUGAACCCCCAUCGCAGCCUCCUGGGCACUGGCAACUAUGACGUCAAUGUGAUUAUGGCCGCUCUGCAGGGGCUGGGCCUGGCUGCUGUGUGGUGGGACAGACGGAGGCCCCUGUCCCAGCUGGCCCUGCCCCAAGUGCUGGGGCUGAUCCUGAACCUGCCCUCUCCUGUGUCUCUGGGACUGCUGUCCCUGCCACUGCGCCGGCGACACUGGGUGGCUCUGCGCCAGGUGGACGGUGUCUACUACAAUCUGGACUCCAAGUUGCGGGCACCCGAGGCCCUCGGGGACGAGGAUGGCGUCAGGGCAUUCCUGGCGGCCGCUCUGGCUCAGGGCCUGUGUGAGGUGCUGCUGGUGGUAACCAAAGAGGUGGAGGAGAAGGGCUGCUGGCUGCAGACAGAGUGA